GAGUCUACACAGGACUGGGAUUAAAUAAGGCAAGGAUUUUAAAGUGUCCUUGGGAUUUUGUGACAAGGAAGUCCAGUAAGGUAGUGAUGGUGGUGGUGGCUGAGAUGAGACUGCAGCGAAUCUAGGAGAAAAGUGGGAGGUGAGGAGGAGGCGGGCUCUUGGGUUUCCAGGUUCGGUGAGGCAGGGGUAGAGAGAGAGAGAUGAACUGAGGGCGGAGGCUCCUCUGGGCGGGCUGGCCUCUUCAGAUCUCCCCGCAGAGUCUGCGGGGUCCCGACUGCAAGGCGAUGACCUUCCCGGAGAGGAGGGGUGGCCCCAGGGCACUGGACGCUCACCUCAGGGGUCCGGGCCGGAGUAGCCGGGCCCGCCGCAGGCGCUGAGUUUGCGCCCCCGGGAGAUCCUAGCCACCCGAGCGCUGUCUCGACGCCGCCUGGGGACUGCGCUCCCCUUCCCCGCACUCCCCUCGGCUCCCGGGUUGACAGCGCAUGGUCCUGCGUGCAGGUUGCCACAACGUUUGACGCUCCCACUUCCAACAUCCAGGGCGGGCCGACCCCCGCGUGGCGCCUCGGCUGGGGUCCAAGAGGCGCGCCCGAGAGCCCAGAGGCGCGGGUCCCCUCGCCCCGGGCGGCUCCGGCUGGCCGUUGACCCGCCGCCCUGCUCAGCCGGGGCGUGGUCAAAGCGACCGUAGGGGGCGCGGCCGGGACGCCCCUGCUUGGGCUGGGAGGGGAGGGGAAGGAGGCCUUGCGGCCCUCGUCGCCGCAGGCCAGCCCCGGCUGGACCAUGCUGCGCUGGCUGCGGGGCUUCGUGCCGCCCGAGACGGCCUGCCAGGAGGACGAUGACUCCUUCCGCUACGAGAGCCUCUUCCGAGACUUGGACCGCCACGAGGACGGGGUGGUGAACAUCGUCGAACUCCAGGAGGGGCUGAAAAACUGGAGCUCCUCGUUUGACCUGUACUCGGAGACGGAGUAAUAGAAACUUCAGAAGUAAUUGCUGCUUUGAAAUCAUUGGGUAUGAAUAUUUCUGAAUCUCAGGCAAAAAAGAUUCUACAAAGCAUUGACAGUGAUGGAACAAUGACAGUAGACUGGGAUGAAUGGAAGUACUACUUUUUGUUUCAUCCUGCAACAACCGUCAAUGAAAUUGCUCGUUUCUGGAAGCAUUGUACUAUCUCGGAUGCAGGGGCUUAAGUGAAUCAUUCAAUUCAUGGCGUACUGUUUGCAUCCACCCUCGUGACUUUUUGUCUCCUCUUCAUAGACAAUCUAGGGGAGGACUAAGAACGUAGGCUUUGGAGUCAGACUGCCUAGGUUUCAAUCCCACAUCUUCCACCCACCAGCUAUAUAGCCCCUCUGUACCUCAAUUUCCUCAAUUAUAUGCUGAGGAUGAUAUGGGGAAAGUAUAGCUAUUCCAGGUGAAUUUACUGCACAAGAGAAGUGUUCUGGAGAUUGGUGGAGGCCAUUGGUGGCGGAGGAAUAGCUGGCGCAGUUUCAAGGAUGUACACGGCUCCUCUUGACCGCUUGAAGGUCAUGAUGCAGGUUCAUGGUUUAAAGUCAAGGAGAAUGAGAUUGAUUGGUGGGUUUGAGCAGAUGGUCAAAGAAGGAGGGCUUCGUUCUCUUUGGCGAGGAAAUGGUGUAAAUAUUUUUAAAAUUGCACCAGAGACAGUGCUUAAGAUUGGAGCCUAUGAACAGGUUCUAAAGACCAGACUGGCUGUAGGUAAAACUGGACAGUAUUCAGGGGUUAUUGAUUGUGGCAAGAAGCUUCUGAAACAAGAAGGUGUUAGAACCUUUUACAAAGGUUAUAUUCCUAACUUGCCAGGUAUCAUAUCUUGUGCAGGCAUACAUCUUGCCGUUUUUGAGCGUUCGAAGAAUUACUGGCUAGAAAAUUCUGCAGGAGACUCUGUAGACCCUGGGAUAGUGGUUUUGCUGGGCUGUAGUACGUUGGCUCACACUUGUGGUCAGAUAGCCAGCUUCCCUCUCAACCUUAUUAGAACUCGCAUACAGGCUCAAGCUUAUAGCACUGGAAGAAAAAGGAACAACAGCUUCUAUCAUUCAGCACAUUCAGGAUAUAUAUAACAAAGAAGGAAAACGAGGAUUUUUCAGGGGUCUAACCCCAAACAUCAUAAAGGUGCUGCCUGCAGUAGGCUUCAGCUGUGUGGCUUAUGAAAAAGUGAAACAACAUCUGGGGUUAAUUUAGAAGUCAAAUUGUUGUCUUUACUGUAAUCACUUAAUUUUAAGAUAAUACCUGGGUUGUAAAGAGAAAUUUGUCUUUUCCUGAAAGGAAAGAAGUAUCACAUAAUUGUUAAAACAUUUUCUCUUUAUUUUAUCUACUACAACAUCUAUAAAUUAAAUAACAAUUUUGGUAAAGUUCUUUAAUAAUUUAAAAUCCUUAAUAUUCACCAAAUUCUAUUUAUGUUUCCCACUUGAAUCUUAACUUGAAACUUGUUUUUAUUGGGUUUGAACAUACCGUAGUAACAUCAUAAAAUAUUUGGUCAAUUGUAGCAGUUUGUGUUAACCUUUUUGUAUUUAAAUAAUUUCUUACAAAGUUGAGCUUAAAAAUGUUUUAUAUAUUAAAAGAAAAAUUAGUGCAUUUAAGAUUAAUGUUAUAACAAAUGAUCAGGGUCUGUUUCUCUUCUUUAACCAAAAUGGAAAGUUGGUUUCCUAACUCCUUCACAAUUCCUUCUGUCAGAUUGUGGAUGGAAUAAUGAUAACAUAAUAACAUAUUUCUUACUUCUCUGGGUACUUUUAUUUGUAAAUAUAAGCGCUGUUGGUUCAUUUUUAUUCUUGGUAUUUUCAGCUAUUACGAGGAAGUCAGCCUUGAGAACAAAUCAACAUUGGACAAAUUUUCUUUCUGUUAUCUUCUUGCUGAAAAACAUGUGAGAGGAAGAACUUUUAAAAUUAAAUCCAUUAUUUCAUACUUGUUGAAGCAAUUCUUAUUUCAACUUAGGAGUUGAUUCAGUAAACCCUUUGAAAUCCUAAAUAGCUCUCCUCACUUUUAUGAAAAAAUCAAUCCUAUUCUCUAUCAGAAUUAAAUAGGAGUGUGGCAAGAGAGUGGUAAUGGGCUGUUGGCCACAACAGGCCUCCCAUAAAGAACUUCCUAGCUAAACUGACUGAAGUCCAGCCUGUGAGCCUUAGCCUUGCUGACCUAAAAAUUUGACUUUAUUAAUUUCCUCAAGAUGAUCAGUUUCUUGGUGAUAGAUUAAAUAAAACUACUCACAGGGCUGACAUAUAUAUUACAAUGCAAAGUUAUUAAUUUAUAGUGCAGCUUAAUACUUUCCAUUAACCAGAAUACUUUCAUCCCUUCUCCAGGGAACACUGUUUCCCGGUAUCAAAGUACCUGGGGAAUCACAUAAGUAAGGAGAAGAUUGAUGUGGAAUUAGAA
This is a messenger RNA of Equus caballus (horse), 3369 nucleotides long. The record is from RefSeq and is a predicted model, not a curated record. NCBI's taxonomy places the organism in Eukaryota, Metazoa, Chordata, Mammalia, Perissodactyla, Equidae.